UACUGGCUAUAAAGAUGAUCCUCAAAUAAUCCUGUAUCGGGGGAGGGGGAGAUUGCCGAUUCUGCAAAACAGUCCUGGGUACAGGAAUCCAUCAGGAAUCCCCUUCAGAGGAGACAUGUGGAACCAGUGUGUCACUUUACAGACAUAAAAAUAAGAUUGAGGUCCCUGCACAAAGGAGUUUUCAACCUAAUUGCAACAUUAUACAAGUGAGCUGGACAUAUGUUUGGAAAUGAAGAGGAUCUGAUGUUACAAAUGCCAAGUUAAACACAAAACUCAAUGGAUAGUAAAAGCUACUGUAACUUCAUGGACAGGUUGUCCGUCUACGACUCACAACAUGUACAACUGACUAGGCCUUUCGGUGGGGACCCUUUUGUCACAUUUCAUGUGUACCCUGAGACACCUACCCAGUUCACUUGCUCUGAGGAUUUGCCACUACUUCCUUUUACAUCUGAGGAGUUGAUCACAGAGAACUUCUAUACUGAUCCUUGCAACUUUCCUUACCAAGUGGCCCAGGCUAAUUAUGGCAGAGGUGACUAUUCCUAUGGACCAGCUUUCAUCAGAAAGAGGAAUGAAAGGGAAAGGCAGAGGGUUAAGUGUGUCAACGAAGGAUACGCCAAACUCCGACGUCACCUACCUGAGGAAUAUUUAGAGAAACGGCUCAGCAAAGUAGAAACACUUCGAGCUGCAAUAAAAUACAUUCACCAUCUACAAUCUGUUCUGUACAGUGAUUCUGCAGGGACAGAGAAGAAUAACCUGGAACUAGGCCAUACUUCCAAGGCAAUUACCAGAGAGAUCCAGUUUUGAGGACUAUCUGAACUGCUCCAGGGAAGAAAAAUAAUCACAGCUGAGGCUAACAACAAUCACAUUAUUGGUGACACAAAUAUUUCUGUGAAACUGACAUUUUAUGAACUGUACAAGGCACACAUCUCUAGCAGUCUACUGGGGAAAGGGUUUAAAUUAGC
Messenger RNA from Mauremys reevesii (Reeves's turtle), 962 nucleotides. It is a transcript of the gene ASCL3, whose product is annotated as achaete-scute family bHLH transcription factor 3. NCBI's taxonomy places the organism in Eukaryota, Metazoa, Chordata, Testudines, Geoemydidae. Gene Ontology annotation, biological process: regulation of transcription by RNA polymerase II; developmental process. The coding region runs from base 277 to 804 and encodes 175 amino acids. The record is from RefSeq and is a predicted model, not a curated record. Gene Ontology annotation, molecular function: DNA-binding transcription factor activity, RNA polymerase II-specific; protein dimerization activity; RNA polymerase II transcription regulatory region sequence-specific DNA binding. The transcript has 3 exons.